This is a messenger RNA of Achroia grisella, 3192 nucleotides long. Its product is annotated as regulator of hypoxia-inducible factor 1-like. NCBI's taxonomy places the organism in Eukaryota, Metazoa, Arthropoda, Insecta, Lepidoptera, Pyralidae. The record is from RefSeq and is a predicted model, not a curated record. The transcript has 13 exons. Gene Ontology annotation, molecular function: acyltransferase activity, transferring groups other than amino-acyl groups. Bases 28 to 1980 code for a protein of 650 amino acids.
CGGAGCAGUCGGUAAACGGUUGCUAUAAUGCGGUGCUUGUGUCUUGUGUUGUUUGUGAAUGUUGUAUUCGCGUUGAAUUCAACUAACGAAGAUGAAGCACCGCAAUCUAUAUUUGAUUACUACUCUAUGCCCGCUUUAUCUGAACUGGACGAUUAUGAUCUGUGUCUGAGAGAUCCGGAAGCUGUGUACUGUAUAGUGGAUAUGGAAAUAAUGGAAGAUGAAACACCGCUAUAUCAGUAUAUUAAGAACUUCUCAUCGCUUUCGUAUAAAAAUUACAUGCACACGAAAUUACAUAGGGGCGUGUGUGGUUCAAAACAUUGUGGUCUUAAUAUGACACAUGCCAAUGCUUCUGAAUCCACUGCAAUGGCACUCAAAGACUGCUUCAAUGCUUCUAUUCACCAAGGUUAUGGAUUACAGCUGGAAUCAUUGUCCGUUCGUUACUGUAAGACUCAAGGUGACUACACGCCGCCCGACACUCUGGAUUAUGUAAUUGGUGUUUUAUUAUUGGCUCUGCUCGGUGUGAAUGCGGCUUGUUCAGCUUAUUACUUCUUAUGGCCCAGUGAAAAGGGAGAAGGUAACAGAUAUAUGCUAGCUUUCACGAUACAGAAGAAUUGGAAGGCGCUGAAGUAUGGUGGUAGCGCGGAAGGUGGCCUCUUCAAAUGUUUCCAGUCUUUAAGAUUCUACACUAUGGUGAUGAUCCUUGGUCUUCAUUCCAUGAUCUUCAUUGGCUAUGGAUACACCGCUAAUCCGGAAUUCAUUGAACAAUCUUAUGACGACUUCUUCAAAGCCCUCCUCUUCAACGCCCGCGUCAUAGUGCAAAUAUUCUUCGUGAUGGGCGGUUUCCUGAUGGCUUACAAGAUGCUCGUGUAUGCUGAAACUCAUCCGUUCACACUGAAGACUGUACCUAUGGCUUUGAUAAAUAGAUGGGUCAGAUUAAUCCCUGCAGUUCUAGUCGUAAUGGGUCUUGCUAUGACCUGGGUCCCACACUUAGGGUCUGGACCCAUGUGGGACGCCGUGGUGAAACGUGAACGUGACAUGUGCCGAAGCAACUGGUGGCAAUUAGUGAUUCUGAUGCCAAACUUGUUCCCUUUCGAGCAUCUGUGCCUGCCACAGGCUUGGUACCUUGGAACUGAUACCCAAUUGUUCCUCAUCACAUUAGUGAUGAUGCUUAUCAUCUGGAGGUGGCCAAGGAGUGGAGUCCCGGUGCUGAGCGUCGUGAUGGUCAUCAGUCUUUUGAUACCGUUUUUGCAGAGCUACUUCAUGGAUUUACUUCCUAUCAGAGUCAGCAUAUUCCCAGAAUCAAUCAGAAAUAUUUUUGGAUACAAUGACACAUUUUACCACGCGUACGUGUCAGCACAAGGCAAUUGGACAGGCUACCAUCUUGGAGUCCUCACAGCAUACUUCUAUCACAGAGCACAGACUGAGAAAUGGAAUUUGGCGGAAUCUCGACUUUACAGACUAUUGACCUUAAUAUCAGUGCCCAUAGCCUUGGGAACAGUGUUGAUGGGUUGGGAUCUACACCACCGUAUUGCUUCCACCUUCGAAGCUGCCGUUUUCAAUGCUUUAAACCAGAACUUCUUCGCUCUGGCUAUGUGCGUGUUUAUUGUUGGAUGCUUCUACAGAUGUAUCAAAGUCUACGUGAGUGCUACAGAAUGGGGACCGUUACAGCCUCUCGGUAGACUGUCAUAUUGUGCUAUGUUGCUUCAUGCCACCAUAUUGAGAACUUAUGGUGGUCAGAUGAGACGUUCAUUCUAUGCUACAGACUAUACAGCUAUUAUGCUCUUCGCUGGAAUUGUUUGCACGACCUACCUUUGCGCUCUACCUCUCCAUCUCUUUGUUGAGGCCCCAGCUUGCCAACUGCAGAAAAUCCUUCUAGGACCCAAGAGAAGACCAAGGAAAGAACAAGAAGACAACAACGCCAAUCAUGUCAAGCCUGGUAUUUCUACUGUAUCUGUAUCGACAGUUUCAACUCAUAUAUAAUCUGUAAUCAGUAUUAACCUGGCCAGACAUUAGGUUGAAAACCGUACGUUUUUAUUACGAUUCGGUUGAUCGUAUCAGGGAUUCUAGCGGAAAAUGUAAUGUGUGGCCGGCAUUAGAAUUCUAAUUAUAAAUUAUGAUUUAUCUGAUUUAUUAUACUGUACUCUAAGUACAAACGAUGUAGUUUUAUCUAUGUUAUUGAGGUAUACUGUGUGAAGUAUGUAACAUGAGUUUGAUUAUAUAACGUACCUAAGUGUAUUUGCUAAAAUUCUCAUUUGAAAUCGAUUAAAACCAACAGGUUGGCGAUUACUUAUGCACCAUAACUUGUAGUUGCCAUGGAACUUUGCAAUAUAUAUAACUAUGAAAUUAUAUAUGUUCUAUAUAUUCGAAAACUUGAAUUUUAAAUGGUUUUAUAACAAAAUUGUUAGCGAAUUUACUUCGUAAUGUAGCAGCAGCGUUAUCGUAUAUAGCAGAAGGGUAGUCGAUUACCCGCAUUCGAAUAUUCGGACUUAAUUUGUAACCAAAGGAUUGUUUAUACGAGCGGCUUUGAUGUUCAACAAGACUUGGCAUCUACGAUGUAUAGGUUUACAAUGCAUCCAAGGAAAUCUAGAAUAUUCUGAAUUAUACCUUAUCGAAACCUGAUAUUGUUUCAGAAGAUAGACUACCUCAAAUUCAUAUUACGGCUGAACCUAACGAAAAUAAUUCUAGGAAUUGGAAAUAUUCUCGGCUUUGGAAAACAAAAUUUCAAAUUUAAUACCAGGGGUCGGCGAUCGGUAGGAUUCUAUUCUCGUCUUAGAAUUGGAUGCAGUGCACAAGCAUUUACAUGAAAAUAUUGUCUUUACUUACAAUAAUGCUCCAAUUUUGGUGAAAUAUCCGACUUUUAUGAUGGAUAAUAGUACAUAGAAUAUGUAAGUAAUAUGUCUUUUAAAAUUCAAUAUUAUAUUUCGUAUAGCUAAUUCAAAUAGAAAACUUUUGGACACAGAAUUUAUGCAAUAGCAGUGCUCUAUAUAAGGAGAGAUAUUUAACUUUACCUAACCCAUAAUGGCUCUGAUGGAUAUUCAGUGGAUAUAAUAAGCAGUAAAUAUAAUUUAAUGCUGGUUUCAUCACAGUUGUAAGUAAGACAUAACUGUUACUUAGCAACAAGACUAAUUUUAAAUGUGAUUAUACUUUUAAUUCCAAAAUCAAUGUGCCUAAUAGGAUCUGGCGCUAAGAUAA